Messenger RNA from Funneliformis caledonium, 129 nucleotides. NCBI's taxonomy places the organism in Eukaryota, Fungi, Glomeromycota, Glomeromycetes, Glomerales, Glomeraceae. The record is from the annotation of a GenBank genome assembly.
AUGAUUUCACCGGGCGAUAGACAGAUUCAGGAAUUUCUCGUGAUGUUAUCUCACAUUUUUGCCGGAAAUAUUCCGAUUUUUGGUGUAUGGGGGAAAUUUGAUUACGCAGGUGACAUCGUACAUGACAAA